AUGUCCAUUCAGACACCUAAGCGAGCCGCUGGCUUAGGCAAAGCUCUUCCAGACCUUGGUCACAGCCUUGAAAAUGUUGAUUUGCAGCAGCAGAACCAAUGGUUUGAAGAGCGACGGCGAAAGGUCGAUGACACGAACAAGUUGCUGCUGGAAAACGAGCAGAUGCAGAUCGAGAGGUUGCGAAUGGCAGCUGAAGACGUUGCAGCUGCCAGGCAUCGGUUGGAGCAGCCCAAUGAGAUCAAGAAGGUUCUGGUGGCAAAACGUCAGCAAAUGCUGGAUAGAAUUCACGUUCUGGAAGAGGAGCUGAAGCACCUCGAUGACCUCACCGAGGCAAAGGACACAGCCGCCGCAAAUGCAAGAAUCCACAAUUAG
Cladocopium goreaui is the source of this 372-nucleotide messenger RNA. The record is from the annotation of a GenBank genome assembly. NCBI's taxonomy places the organism in Eukaryota, Dinophyceae, Suessiales, Symbiodiniaceae.